AGAGAUCACGUAGCUCAAUCUAUGACUAACGCUGUCUGCCAGGUAUCGCGUUCCGGGUAGGCUAACCGCUCAUGGACACCAAACGCAAGGCGUUCCAGCUGGGCGCCACAUGCUCCAGCCUCCCCAAGCAAUUGGGGUGGCAGUGACCGUGGCAGUGGCACCCGACAUGGCCAUAGCCCCCAGAGAGCUACGUAGCUCGAGCACCACCACUCCCAGUCGCUGCCGAACCAGCAUCUUAGCAAGCAAGCAGCACGACGACAUGCCCUUGGGGCCGACCAAAACACCAAACGCCCCUUGAUGACCGACCCGACCUGAGCCCACAUGGACCGCGGCAAUGGCGCCGGUCCUCCUGGAGGUCCCAGCAGGGCCGAGCGAUUCGAGGACGAGAAGCGGCGCAUCAUCGAGACGUGCUUCAACAAGAAGGACCCCGACGGCUCCCUCCAGGAGACCUACAUCACACACAUUCGCAUCGUCGAGUUCUCGUCCCACCCGGCGUCACCACCGCCCGCCAACGCGCGCGCCCCCGAGGCCGAGAAACCACGCGUCAUCAUCAUCGCGGUGCGCAAGUCCGGCCGUGUGCGCAUGCACAAGUCCAAGGAGAAUCCAAACGGGACCUACUCCAUUGGGAAGACGUGGAAUCUCGAUGACCUGACCCGGAUCGAGUCGUACACGGCGCCCAAUGUGCCAUGGGAGCACAGAGAAUCCGCGGGGGAGACGGGCUUCCUGGUCUCGCUCGGGAAGCCGUACUUUUGGCAGGCCCAGAGCGACAAGGAAAAGAAAUUCUUCAUUGCGUCCAUGAUCAAGAUCUACGGCAAAUACACGAGCGGAAAGGUGCCCGAGCUGGUAGGCUUCGAUCAGAAAGAGCUGGACCAGGUGCUUGGGGCUGGCAAGCGAUAUCCCCCUCCUCUGCAGCGGCAGCAGACCAACCAGACGUGGAGCGCCUCCUCCGUUGCGACAGCUGUCGCCCCUCCUUCUCUGCAGCGACAGCAGAGCAACCAGACAUUCGCCUCGUCCGCCGCGACAAUCGCGCCAGAUGCCUCGAGCCCAGUGCCCUCGGCCCUCACGCCAGGGCAACCCACAAGCCAGCCGCCCAGUCAAGGCCAGCCGCGCAGCCGCAGCCGCAGUCGUGGUCCCUCGCCUGGCCGCGGCCCGCCCCCAUCGAUCGCUGGUGAGCCACCCUCGAGGCCUCAGCAGUGGACGCCGCCGAUUCGAAACCCGGCUGGUGGUGAUGGGUCACCCGCCGGCAGCAUUGACUCUACCACCUCGAGAGAAAGACCUGGUAUCCGUCAUGGCAAUCCCAACAGCCGUAGCCAAGAGUCUGUUGCGAGGUCGUUCGUAACGACACGAAGCGAGGAUGUGCCCAGCAUACCACCACGCUCACGCAACGGGAUACAGGGCCCCGGUGCGUCUGGCCGCUUCGGGGAUCCGUCAGAGCCUCCCACGCAGCCUCUACCUACCCCCCCUCAGCAGGGUCAGGGUCCAUCUCAGCCACGAUCACAGUCAUCGCUAGCCGGGUCCAGGCCAAGGACCCCCCGUGAAGAGCAGCCCUCCGCACCUGAGCGUCGAAGGCCACCAAUGGACCCCACGCGUCCACAAGACCGUGAUCUGGUACCGCCACCUUUGUCGGCCAAGAGGGAUGUAGCUGGCAGAGAGUCUCCAGCGCGAGACACGCCACCACGAGCCUCGACACCUAAGGACCCGGUGGCACCCCCUCCGCGCAGUAGUGAGCGCAUGUCACCGAGGAAGGACUCCUUGAGCUACAGGCCCGGCACCGCGACUUCCCUGGCAAGCACAAUCCAGGACCGCAGCACUCCACCUCCAUCGUUCAGCCCGGCACCCAAGGCUGAGUCUCCUCGGCCAAGGGAGCCUGUGGCAUCACCGCCAGCACCAGUGACCUCGCCCGAGCCGGAGGGGGAAAACCCAGUCAAGACUGAGGCGUCAGCUCCUUCAACACCACUGAGCGAGCCCAUGUCACCACCAGAACCGCCGCCUGUGCCGGAAGAGGAAGCACGGCCUGGUCUUGGACCCAUGAUCAAAGCCAAGAGGUCAAAGGGUGAGAUUGCCGGCGCAUUCCGCAAAGCGGCGUCGGCUGCCGCCAUGGCCAAUGCAUUCAAGCCGCGCCCAGGAGGCGCUGGCGAGAGGCUGCGUCAAGCUGCGCAACAAAUGCAGAAUAAAACGUCCGACGAACCCGACGGCAUCACUGGCGUCGUCCCUGCGCCGCCGAAACCAGUAGUAGAGAGACCCAAAUCAAGAACCGAGCGCGAGGCCACUCCUGAGCCUGUCCCUCCCCCACGAGCACCGCAGCGUACCUCCAAGGUCCCCGAGGUCAAGAUAUCGGUGCCGACCUCCAGCAGCCGACCGCCAAGUCAGCAGGGCCCCGGCAAGGAACAGCCCAAGGAAGCUGUUGCAGUGCUAGAGCCCCAGCCACCAAAGCCCCCGCCGCGUAAGUCGCUGGUCGCCAGGCAAGACGCGAAAUACCUACAAAGCUUGGGCAUCGACCCGAUUGUCCUGGACGGUCGGAGUGAGGAGUUUGGGACCUGGCUUGACCACUUUGGCUGGAUCCCUGGCCAGCAGAUGCAGUCCUGCAACAUGGAGGAGAUGCAAUUUGAUUUGGAGCGUGAAAUCAACAAGGCCCAAGCUGGUGGUUGGCUGGCCCGCUUCCAGGAUGAAGACGACCGCGUCGACGCAAUCAAACUCGGGAUCGAUGUCGCCAUCUCCGAGUGUGAGGAGUUGGAUAACCUUCUGACCCUGUACUCGGUGGAACUAUCCACCCUGUCCGAGGAUAUUGCCUACAUUGAAGCGCAAGGUCAAGGUUUGCAGGUGCAGACGGCCAACCAGAAGCUGCUCAAGAAAGAGCUCGAAUCGCUCCUCGAGACAUGCGCCAUCACCAGCACGGAUCUCGACCCUCUACGCCUUGCGCCCAUCGACCACCUCCGCGGUCUGGAGGACGUUGAGCAGGCAUUGGUCACGUUGUACAGGGCCAUGGCCAAAAUGGACGGAGCACACAGUCUCAAGGCUAGUCCCACCACGGCUCCUGAUGGCAGUGGGCUCAAGUCGGACUUUGGCGAUAUGCGGAUCGUGCAGGAGAAGAAGGAGAUGUACAUCCAAGAGAGCUCCAGCUUUAUUCGUCGUCUACUUGAAUUCAUGCCUCAGCAGUACGACCAGGCAUUUGCCGAGACAAAGCGAGCCAUGGAGGGCGCCCUAUCGAAGAAGGCCGACGUAGCUCACCACGACGCGGGGCGAGACAUGCUGUGGCGGUACAAUCCUCUGAUGCUCUAUACUCGAUUCGCCGAGCGCGGCAGCUGGGACGCCCUGAUUGCCAUGUACCAGGAGAAGGGGGCGCCCAUUUACAAGAACGAGUUCUUGACGGUCAUUAUGAGCUGGAAGAAGAAUGCCCGCAAGAUAACCGGCGGGGAAGCCGAGCUCCUGUUCACGUCGCAGAGCGAGAAGCAACAGGAGAACGUGGCGACGGCGGCGAGAAAGGCAACCGUCAAGCGAAGCCAGACGCUGGCACGAGCCUGGCGAUCGCCUCUGGCCGAUGGCAACAGCAAGGGAGAGCGUGACAAGGCCGCCAACGAUGGGCGAAGCUUCCCUUACGAGGUGUUUGCCGGCGUGUUGGAUGACCUGCUCCCACUCGUCGAGAUGGAGCAGAACUUUAUCAUUGACUUUUUCCACGCCACGACACUCGAGCAAUCUGACUUUCCCGAUUGCGUGGCCGCCGUGAAGCCUCGCGACCGUCGCGGCGGUGACUUGAGGCGCCAUCGCUUGAUGGAGCCUGACCGCGACCUGGCCAAAAGGGUCACGCGCGCGAUGGAUGUCAUGUUUGCAUUCCUCGAUUCCGAGUUCACGAGGCUCAUGGAAUGGGUUAUUGGGCAGGACCCCAUGUACGUGCAAAGGAUGCUUCAUAUCGAUUUACACUAACUUUGUUGUUUAGGCAAGGCAUUGGUGUCAUUGUGACUGUGGAGAAGAAGCAGGCCGAGAUCUCCCAGUCUAACCAGGACUUCCUCAACACCAUCUUCCAGAAGCUGCACGGGCUCCUCAAGGGCCGACUACGCAAGUUUGUGGAUGACCAGGUUCGCGCGAUUGAGGAUACCAAGGUCAAGAUCAAGAAGCGCAAGGGUGUCAUCUCCUUUAUCCGCGUCUUCCCCAACUUCUCGACCGCCGUGGAGAAUAUGCUGGCGGGCGUCGAUACGACGCUGCCCAUCCGGAAGACGAUUGACAAUGAGUACGACCGCAUGCUCAAGUCCAUGUUUGACUCGCUCAAGGUCAUUGCGCGCGAGAAUCCCGCCGUCGGUGUCUCGACGGGUGGUGCGGAUCCCGAGGACAAGGAAGCGCUCAACUUCCACAUUCUCCUGAUUGAGAACAUGAACCACUUCCUCGAGGAGACGGAC
Molecule: messenger RNA, 4391 nt
Organism: Emericellopsis atlantica
Lineage: Eukaryota; Fungi; Ascomycota; Sordariomycetes; Hypocreales; Bionectriaceae
Product: exocyst complex component Sec3-domain-containing protein
Exons: 1
Coding region: 322-3921 (1199 amino acids)
Biological process (GO): exocytosis; Golgi to plasma membrane transport
Cellular component (GO): exocyst; plasma membrane
Molecular function (GO): phosphatidylinositol-4,5-bisphosphate binding
Source: RefSeq, a predicted model, not a curated record